UACAAUUUCAGGAAAGAACACUUGAGAGUAGUCUCAAAAUGCCUUUGAGCAAGAAUAAACUGAUUUUACUACUUGGAAUGAUCUGCAUGGAACAAGGUAAAUCUGCAACUCUUUCUCUCCCCAAAGCUCCCACCUGUGGGCGGAGUCUGGUGAAGGCACAGCCUUGGAGUUACUUUAACCUUCUCAGUCGCAUUGUUGGGGGAAGCCAAGUGGAAAAGGGCUCUUACCCCUGGCAGUUGUCUCUGAAACGAAGAGAGAAGCAUAUCUGUGGUGGGACCAUCAUCUCUCCACAGUGGGUGAUUACAGCUGCUCACUGCGUUGCAAACAGAAAUCCUGCAUCGGUUCUGAAUGUUACUGCUGGAGAACAUGACUUGAGCCGCACAGAGCCGGGGGAACAAGUCCUCACCACGGACACCAUCAUCAUACACCCAUAUUUCUCCACCAAGAAGCCAAUGGACUAUGAUAUCGCUCUUUUGAAGAUGGCUGGCACCUUUCAUUUCGGCCAGUCUGUGGGGCCCGUAUGUCUUCCAGAGCCUGGGGAACAAUUUGAAGCUGGGUUCAUUUGUACAACUGCAGGCUGGGGCCGCUUGGCUGAAGACGGCAUGCUCCCGCAAGUCCUGCAGCAAGUGAACCUACCCAUUUUGACCCAGGAGGAAUGUCUGGCAGCUCUGUUAACACUGAAGAAACCCAUCAGUGGACGGACCUUUCUCUGCACAGGCUUCCCCGAUGGAGGGAGAGACGCCUGUCAGGGAGAUUCAGGAGGUUCUCUCAUGUGCCGGAAUAAGAAAGGGGCUUGGACUCUGGCCGGUGUGACCUCCUGGGGUUUGGGCUGUGGUAGAGGCUGGAGAAACAAUGUGCAGAAAGAUGAUCAAGGAUCCCCUGGGAUCUUCACAAAUCUUAGUAAAGUGCUUCCUUGGAUCCAUGAACAUAUCCAAACUGGGAAGCAAAGAAACAGCUCCAGAGCCCCAUGCAGUGAGCAGGAUGGUGGAAUCGGCGGGUCUGAGGGGCAGCUGCACUUCCCAGAAAGCCCCUACGCCUCUUAUAAGAGCCAGCAACUGUGUGUCUGGACCCUGCUGGUGCCAGAGAAAAUGCACCUGUUACUCAGCCUUUCCCACUUGGAUGCAGAGUCCUGUCACCACAGUUACCUGGCGAUGUACUCUUCAGAAGACAGGCUCAUUGGGAAGUUCUGUGGAGAAAGCGUCGCUUCAUCAGUUCUUAUCGGCUCCAGGUCUGUCAGGCUGCAGUUCGUCUCUGAUGCCACAGAUUAUGCAGCCGGGUUUAAUCUUACCUACAAAGCUCUUAAACCAAACUACCUUCCUGAUGCAGGCUGCAGGUCAUUAACUGUCCUUUUUAAAGAAGGCCUCAUACAGAGUCUGCACUAUCCUGAAAACUACAGCGACCUGGCUGCCUGCAGCUGGGUUUUUCAAGCCCCCAGACGUUACCUGAUUAAGCUUUCCUUUCAGAAUCUGGAAAUAGAAGAAAGUGGUGGAGACUGCACUUCCAACUAUGUGGCAGUGCACAGGGAUGUGGAAAGAAAGAAGGAAAUAGCUCGGCUGUGCGGCUUUGCUGCCCCCGCACCUGUGCUGAGCUCCUCUGGUGUGAUGUUCAUCAGCUUCCAGUCGGACGAAAAUGUGACCUUCAGAGGCUUUCAGGCUACAGUCUCCUUUAUUCCUGAGACAGGUAAGAAGAUAGAGGCACCAAAUGUAAACAUCUCCGGAUCAGAGGAUGAGCCUAUGUUUCUGGAGACAUGGAGCACCAUCUGAAGAACCCAGGGCUUCUGGUAAGCUGUUUGGGGGAAUGUGACCAAGAGGUAUACACAGGUGUAUCAGCCAGGGUUCAAACAGAGCACCCCAAAAAGGCAGGCCAGAGUCCUAACCACUAGUACCCCAGAAUGUGUACUUAUUUGGAGAUAGCAUCUUCACAGAAUUAAAAAUCAAGUUAAAAUUAGGUCAUCAGUGUGGGUCCUGAUCCAAUAUGGCUGGUGCCCUAUAAAAGGGGAAAUUUGGAUGCAGAGAGAGACACACAUACAGAAGGAGAACGUCUUAUGAAUGUGAAAGCAGAGAUUGGGGUAAUGCAUCAUCUAUAAGCCAAGGAAUGCCAAAGACGGCCAGCACACUGCCAGAAGGGGAGAGGCAUGGUGCAGAUGCCCCUCACUACCCUGAGAAAGAAUCAACACUACCAAUACCUUCAUCUUAGACUUCUAGCCUCCAGCACUGUGACACAAUAAAGAUAUGUUCUUCUAAGCCACACAGUCAAUGAUAUAUCUUCUGUUACAGCAGGCUGAACAAGCUAACAUACAGGAAUUGGCUUGCAUGAUGGUGGGGACUAAGCAAGUAAACCCCCAGGGCAGGCAAUCAGAGAGCAGGAAGAUCACAGGACCCUGGAAUUCCACAGCCAGGGGCUGAAGCUACUCCCCAUAGACAGACUUUCUUCCUUCUCUGGGGGAAACCUCAGCGCUGCUUGAAGGUCUUUUCAACUAAUUAAGUCAGGCCCACGCAGCUCACCCAGGAUGAGCUUCCUUACCUGAAGUCAUCUGAUUGGGGACCUUUAUUACUUCUGCAAAAUCCCUUCACAGUAACAGUUAGAUUAAUGUUUGAUCGAAUAGCUGGGGGCUGGAGCCUAGAUAAGUUGACACAUUAAAAAGCCACCCACCAGGACUGUAUGGGCCGUGGUCACUGUCCCUUUUGCUCAAAGCAACACUGAAGUAUUUCCAGUCAUAAAAUCAAAAUCCCCAUCUCAUGUGAUUCAUUUGGUGGGAAUGGCUAAAUAGUGUGCCAGACUGUGGUCUGACUCACAAGGUCCAGCCACUGACAAAGUGAGUAUGCCACUGUGUUUUAAUGUCAAUGAGCACUGGGAGGUACUGGCAUUUCCCUCUUCCUUGUUUCCCCUGUGACAUCCAUGGCACACACGUGCCAUGCGGCACCUGCACCAUGAGGAAAAUGUGAGGGAGCAGGUAGAGGGUGGAGGUAGGGAAACUUUUAUAGUUAGCCAUUUUGAUUGUCAAGAGAAAAAUUAAGCACAUUAUUUUUAAUUAAAAAGUAUUUUUUUAGUUUUACCGGUUAUCUGACACAUAGAAU
This is a messenger RNA of Manis pentadactyla (Chinese pangolin), 3077 nucleotides long. RefSeq names its product ovochymase 2 (gene OVCH2). Gene Ontology annotation, biological process: proteolysis. Gene Ontology annotation, molecular function: serine-type endopeptidase activity. The record is from RefSeq and is a predicted model, not a curated record. The transcript is spliced from 15 exons. The coding region runs from base 39 to 1763 and encodes 574 amino acids. Lineage: Eukaryota; Metazoa; Chordata; Mammalia; Pholidota; Manidae.